Hevea brasiliensis (rubber tree) is the source of this 726-nucleotide messenger RNA. Its product is annotated as glucan endo-1,3-beta-glucosidase 4. Bases 111 to 455 code for a protein of 114 amino acids. NCBI's taxonomy places the organism in Eukaryota, Viridiplantae, Streptophyta, Magnoliopsida, Malpighiales, Euphorbiaceae. The record is from RefSeq and is a predicted model, not a curated record. The transcript is spliced from 3 exons.
UAAGCUUCUUUGAUAAGUUCUCAAAGCUUCUUCGAAUCGCUUGUGAUGUAUAUGAAUAUGUACACUCAAGAAGCAAUUGAUAGUACUGCAAAAAAUUCUUCCAUCAUAAUAUGUCAUCCACUUCAAACAUAUUCUUGCUUGUUCUCAUUUUUGCUGCCUUAGUUCCACACAAAUCAGAUGGAGAAUUUCAGGAAUGGUGCAUAGCUGAUGAGCAAACUCCAGAAGAAGAGUUGCAGAUAGCACUUGAUUGGGCAUGUGGAAAGGGAGGAGCAGAUUGCAGAAUGAUACAAAAAAAUCAACCUUGUUACUUACCAAAUACAGUGAAAGAUCAUGCUUCUUUUGCUUUCAAUAAUUACUAUCACAAGUUUAAGCAUCAAGGAGCUACUUGUUACUUCAAUGCUGCUGCCAUGAUUACUGAUCUUGAUCCAAGUCAUAACUCCUGCCAAUUUUUGUAAUCUUCCGUGAGUGAAAUGAUUGGAGAUCAAUCUUGCAUUUGGCUUGGAAGUUGAGUUGAGUGAGUUUUGGCUCAAUUUGCUUAUAAUGUGUGUUUUUCAGUGAAAUUUGUAAUUUUUAUUUCUUUAUUAUAUUGUAAGGACAAGAGGAAAAAUUUUUGUUUGGCUCAAUUUACAUGUAUAUUUAUGCUUUGUGAAGUUAAAAUGGUUGGUGUUUAAAUCAAAUCAAUGUAGAAUUCAUUUUAUUUGUAAUGAAUUCAAUUAAUAAAUUUAA